CUUUUUCAAAACGGCCCGGGACACCGGACAAAUUGUUAUAAAGCGUGAUUGUCCCGCUGAAAUCGGGACGUCUGGCCACCUUAAUUAAAACUAUAAUCCAAAUUGUGAGUCCCUCAACUAGCCCAAAUUGCACAAAUUCAACCCGCAAAUUUUCAAAUUUGGAAAUUUUGGAAUUUUCAAUUCCAAAUCCAAUUCUGAAUGUUUUGGUUUUUGUUACCCUAAUCCAAAUUGUGAAACCUCCAACAAGCCCAAAUCGAACAAAUUCAAUCCCCAAUUUUCAAAUUUCACUUCCAAUUUCAAUUCUGAAUCUUUGGGUUCUUGUUACCCUAAUCCAAAUAGGUGUCGAAGUUCCAAAAAGGAAUCACCUCAGAAGACCCCAAGACAUCAUGAUGAUGUUGAAUACGCUGUUAUUUCCUUCAUCUUGCUUCUUGUGUUUGAUUUUAUAAUCCAAAUGUCAGUUAAAACUAUAAUCCAUAUUGUGAAUCCUCCAACUAGCCCAAAUUGAACAAAUUCAACCCCCAGAUAUUCAAAUUUCACUUCCAAUUCCAAUUCUGAAUUUUUGGGUUCUUGUUACCCUAAUCCAAAUAGGUGUUGAAGUUCCAAAAAGGAAUCCCCUCCCCAUAAAAACCCAACAUAUCAUGCUGAUGAUGAAUAUGCUGUUAUUUUCUUCAUCUUGCUUCUUUUGUUUGAUUUUAUAAUCCAAAUGCCAGUUAAAACUAUAACCCAAAAUUUGAAUCCUCCAACAAGCAAAAUCGAACAAGUUCAACCCCCCAAUUUUCAAAUUUCACUUCCAAUUCCAAUUCUGAAUCUUCAGGUUCUUGUUACCCUAAUCCAAAUAGGGAAUCCUCCAACCAGCCCAAAUUGCACAAAUUCAACCCCCAAAUUUUCAAAUUCCAAUUCCAAUUAUGAAUCUUCGGGUUCUUGUUACCCUAAUCCAAAUAGGUGUCAAAGUUCUGAAAAAGGAAUCCCCCCAGAAAGCCCCAAAAUAUCAUGUUGAUGAUGAAUAUGCUGCUAUUUUCUUCAUCUUGCUUUUUGUUUUUGAUUUUAUAAUCCAAAUACCAGUUAAAACUAUAAUCCAAAUUGUGAGCUCUACAACUAGCCCAAAUUGCACAAAUUCAACCCCCAGAUUUUCAAAUUUCACUUCCAAUUCCAAUUCUGAAUCUUCGGGUUCUUGAUACCCUAAUCCAAAUUGUGAAUCCUCCAACCAGCCCAAAUCGAACAAAUUCAACCUCAAAUUUUCAAAUUUCACUUCCAGUUCCAAUUCAGAAUCUUUGGGUUCUUGUUACCCUAAUCCAAAUAGAUGUCAAUGUUCCGAAAAAGGAAUCCCCCCAGAAAGCCCCAAAAUAUCAUGUUGAUGAUGAGUAUGCUGUUAUUCUCUUCAUCUUGCUUUUUGUGUUUGAUUUUAUAAUCCAAAUACCAGUUAAAACUAUAAUCCAAAUUGUGAGCCCUCCAACUAGCCCAAAUUGCACAAAUUCAACCCCCAAAUUUUCAAAUUUCACUUCCAAUUCCAAAUCCAAUUUUGAAUCUUCUGGUUUUUGUUACCCUAAUCCAAAUUGUGAAUCCUCCAACUAGCCCAAAUUGCACAAAUUCAACCCCCAAAUUUUCAAAUUUCACUUCCAAUUCCAAUUCCAAAUCUUUGGGUUCUUGUUACCCUAAUCCAAAUAGCUGUCAAAGUUCCAAAAAAGGAAUCCCCCAGAAAGCCCCAAAAUAUCAUGAUGAUGUUGAAAAUGCUGUUAUUUUCUUCAUCUUGCUUUUUGUGUUUGAUUUUAUAAUCCAAAUGCCAGUUAAAACUAUAAUCCAAAUUGUGAGCCCUCCAACUAGCCCAAAUCAAACAAAUUCUACCCCCAGAUUUUCAAAUUUCACUUCCAGUUCCAAUUCAGAAACUUCGGGUUCUUGAUACCCUAAUCCAAAUAGGUGUUAAAGUUCCCAAAAAGGAAGCCCCCCACCCUUAAAAACCUAUGACAUCAUGCUGAUGAUGAGUAUGCUGUUAUUCUCUUCAUCUUGCUUCUUUUUUUGAUUUUAUAAUCCAAAUGCCAGUUAAAUCUACAAUCCAAAAUCUGAAUCCUCCAACAAGCAGAAUCGAACAGGUUCAACCCCCAAAUUUUCAAAUUUCACUUCCAAUUCCAAUUCUGAAUCUUCGGGUUCUUGUUACCCUAAUCCAAAUAGGUGUCGAAGUUCCAAAAAAGGAAUCCCCCAGAAAGCCCCAAAAUAUCCUGAUGAUGUUGAAAAUGCUGCUAUUUUCUUCAUCUUGCUUUUUGUGUUUGAUUUUAUAAUCCAAAUGCCAGUUAAAACUAUAAUCCAAAUUGUGAGCCCUCCAACUAGCCCAAAUCAAACAAAUUCUACCCCCAGAUUUUCAAAUUUCACUUCCAGUUCCAAUUCAGAAACUUCGGGUUCUUGAUACUCUAAUCCAAAUAGGUGUUAAAGUUCUCAAAAAGGAAUCCCCCCUUAAAAACCUAUGACAUCAUGCUGAUGAUGAGUAUGCUGUUAUUCUCUUCAUCUUGCUUCUUUUUUUGAUUUUAUAAUCCAAAUGCCAGUUAAAUCUAUAAUCCAAAAUCUGAAUCCUCCAACAAGCAGAAUCGAACAGGUUCAACCCCCAAAUUUUCAAAUUUCACUUCCAAUUCCAAUUCUGAAUCUUCGGGUUCUUGUUACCCUAAUCCAAAUAGGUGUCGAAGUUCCAAAAAAGGAAUCCCCCAGAAAGCCCCAAAAUAUCAUGAUGAUGUUGAAAAUGCUGCUAUUUUCUUCAUCUUGCUUUUUGUGUUUGAUUUUAUAAUCCAAAUGCCAGUUAAAACUAUAAUCCAAAUUGUGAGCCCUCCAACUAGCCCAAAUCAAACAAAUUCUACCCCCAGAUUUUCAAAUUUCACUUCCAAUUCCAAUUCUGAAUCUUCGGGUUCUUGUUACCCUAAUCCAAAUAAGUGUCGAAGUUCCAAAAAAGGAAUCCCCCAGAAAGCCCCAAAAUAUCAUGAUGAUGUUGAAAAUGCUGCUAUUUUCUUCAUCUUGCUUUUUGUGUUUGAUUUUAUAAUCCAAAUGCCAGUUAAAACUAUAAUCCAAAUUGUGAGCCCUCCAACUAGCCGAAAUCAAACAAAUUCAACCCCCAAAUUUUCAAAUUUCACUUCCAAUUCCAAUUCUGAAUCUUCGGGUUCUUGUUACCCUAAUCCAAAUAGGUGUCGAAGUUCCAAAAAAGGAAUCCCCCAGAAAGCCCCAAAAUAUCAUGAUGAUGUUGAAAAUGCUGCUAUUUUCUUCAUCUUGCUUUUUGUGUUUGAUUUUAUAAUCCAAAUGCCAGUUAAAACUAUAAUCCAAAUUGUGAGCCCUCCAACUAGCCCAAAUCAAACAAAUUCUACCCCCAGAUUUUCAAAUUUCACUUCCAAUUCCAAUUCUGAAUCUUCGGGUUCUUGUUACCCUAAUCCAAAUAAGUGUCGAAGUUCCAAAAAAGGAAUCCCCCAGAAAGCCCCAAAAUAUCAUGAUGAUGUUGAAAAUGCUGCUAUUUUCUUCAUCUUGCUUUUUGUGUUUGAUUUUAUAAUCCAAAUGCCAGUUAAAACUAUAAUCCAAAUUGUGAGCCCUCCAACUAGCCGAAAUCAAACAAAUUCAACCCCCAAAUUUUCAAAUUUCACUUCCAAUUCCAAUUCUGAAUCUUCGGGUUCUUGUUACCCUAAUCCAAAUAGGUGUCGAAGUUCCAAAAAAGGAAUCCCCCAGAAAGCCCCAAAAUAUCAUGAUGAUGUUGAAAAUGCUGCUAUUUUCUUCAUCUUGCUUUUUGUGUUUGAUUUUAUAAUCCAAAUGCCAGUUAAAACUAUAAUCCAAAUUGUGAGCCCUCCAACUAGCCCAAAUCAAACAAAUUCUACCCCCAGAUUUUCAAAUUUCACUUCCAAUUCCAAUUCUGAAUCUUCGGGUUCUUGUUACCCUAAUCCAAAUAAGUGUCGAAGUUCCAAAAAAGGAAUCCCCCAGAAAGCCCCAAAAUAUCAUGAUGAUGUUGAAAAUGCUGCUAUUUUCUUCAUCUUGCUUUUUGUGUUUGAUUUUAUAAUCCAAAUGCCAGUUAAAACUAUAAUCCAAAUUGUGAGCCCUCCAACUAGCCGAAAUCAAACAAAUUCAACCCCCAAAUUUUCAAAUUUCACUUCCAAUUCCAAUUCUGAAUCUUCGGGUUCUUGUUACCCUAAUCCAAAUAGCUGUCGAAGUUCCAAAAAAGGAAUCCCCCAGAAAGCCCCAAAAUAUCCUGAUGAUGUUGAAAAUGCUGCUAUUUUCUUCAUCUUGCUUUUUGUGUUUGAUUUUAUAAUCCAAAUGCCAGUUAAAACUAUAAUCCAAAUUGUGAGCCCUCCAACUAGCCAAAUCAAACAAAUUCUACCCCCAGAUUUUCAAAUUUCACUUCCAGUUCCAAUUCAGAAACUUCGGGUUCUUGAUACUCUAAUCCAAAUAGGUGUUAAAGUUCCCAAAAAGGAAUCCCCCCCCUUAAAAACCUAUGACAUCAUGCUGAUGAUGAGUAUGCUGUUAUUCUCUUCAUCUUGCUUUUUGUGUUUGAUUUUAUAAUCCAAAUACCAGUUAAAACUAUAAUCCAAAUUGUGAGCCCUCCAACUAGCCCAAAUUGCACAAAUUCAACCCCCAAAUUUUCAAAUUUCACUUCCAAUUCCAAAUCCAAUUUUGAAUCUUCUGGUUUUUGUUACCUUAAUCCAAAUUGUGAAUCCUCCAACUAGCCCAAAUUGCACAAAUUCAACCCCCAAAUUUUCAAAUUUCACUUCCAAUUCCAAUUCAGAAUCUUCGGGUUCUUGUUACCCUAAUCCAAAUAGGUGUCAAAAUUUCCCAAAAGGAAUCCCCCCCUUAAAAACCCAAGACAUCAUGAUGAUGUUGAAAAUGCUGUUAUUUUCUUCAUCUUGCUUCUUGUGUUUGAUUAUAUCGUCCAAAUGUG
Thamnophis elegans (Western terrestrial garter snake) is the source of this 4891-nucleotide messenger RNA. RefSeq lists its product as uncharacterized. The transcript is spliced from 2 exons. The coding region runs from base 2776 to 4515 and encodes 579 amino acids. Lineage: Eukaryota; Metazoa; Chordata; Lepidosauria; Squamata; Natricidae. The record is from RefSeq and is a predicted model, not a curated record.